AUGGAAUCUUCUUAAACCUUUUGACAUUCGUGGCUAGCUUCCAACGUCAUCUGAUUGAUAAUCACACAGUUUUACCCGCAUGUCUUAAGCCUUGGAAUUGACCAGCACAAGCUUGAAAUCCCCACCAGAUUUAUCUGUUUUUUAUAUACUACCUCGGAUCGUUACUUGAUUCUCAAACCCAGAAGAUGGCCUCAAACCCAGAUCAAAUCUUCUACUACACCUGCCUCGUCACUUUCUACCUCAUCGCGCCACCAACCUGGGUCGGCUGUCAGUCCACACAAGCCGCAUACGGCAAGCACGCCCGUCCUGGGUGGGGUCCUACCAUUCCACCAGGUCUGGCAUGGCUCCUCAUGGAAAGCCCAACCGUGUGGCUCACCCUCUUGUUAUUCCCUUUUGGUCGACACUACACCAACCCAAAAGCCCUCCUUUUGAUCUCCCCUUACCUCUUCCACUACGUCCACCGCACCAUCAUCUAUCCUCUCCGCCUCGCUUGGAGCACCGACAAAGGUACUGGCUUUCCAGUGAGUGUAGCUUCGAUGGGUUUUGGGUUCAAUCUCUUAAAUGCUUAUGUCCAAGCCAGAUGGGUGUCUCACUACAAGGAUGAUUACGAGAGUGAUGAGUGGUUUUGGUGGAAAUUCGGUGGCGGUUUGGUGAUUUUCGGGUUAGGUAUGUGGGCGAAUAUGUGGGCGGAUAGGGUUUUGGUGGGGUUGAAGAAGCAAGGGGGUGGGGGUGGGUAUGGGGUGCCAAGAGGAGGGUUGUUCGAGCUGGUGAGCUGCGCUAACUAUUUUGGGGAAAUCGUGGAGUGGUUGGGCUUCACCGUGAUGACUUGGUCCUGGGCGGCUCUGGCGUUCUUUGUAUACACGUGUUCCAACCUGAUCCCCCGUGCCCGGGGUAGCCAUCAAUGGUAUUUGGAUAAGUUCAAGGAGGAUUAUCCAAAGGGGAGGAAAGCUGUGAUUCCAUUUCUUUAUUGAAGCUUUCUCCAUCUCCAUCCUUGAUCUCGUGUCUCGGUUAUGCUAGCGGAUGUGCUGAAAACUAUUGGUCUUGGUUUUCCUCGUGACUUUGUUCAAGUUGGCUAUAUUUUGCAACGUCAUUUGUAAAAUAAGAGUUAUUGGAAGAA
Molecule: messenger RNA, 1117 nt
Organism: Rubroshorea leprosula
Lineage: Eukaryota; Viridiplantae; Streptophyta; Magnoliopsida; Malvales; Dipterocarpaceae
Source: the annotation of a GenBank genome assembly